UCACAGUAGGUGGCGGUAUGUUCAUAUGAAGUUAGUUCGCAACCGGAAGAAACAUCGUCUGUUCGUACGAAGCUGCUAGUUGCUAGAGAGGAGCUAGCUAACAUGUCGGAGUACAAAUCGGUUCAAAAAGGCUCUUUAAAACUUAAAGGGGUCUCUUUAGCAAGUAAAAAGAAAAAGAAGAAGGAAAAGGAACGGAAACGUUUAGAGGAGCAGGUUUUGGCCACUCAAGACGAAGAAGGUACGCCGAAAGUUUAUGUUGACAAAAGGACCCCAGCACAGAUGGCAUUCGACAAAUUACAAGAGAAAAGGCAAAUGGAAAGAAUCUUAAAGAAGGCCUCCAAAACACAUAAGAGAAGAGUUGAGGAUUUCAACAGACACCUGGACGCAUUGACAGAGCAUUACGACAUUCCCAAAGUCAGCUGGACCAAAUAAAUAUCAAUGGAUUUUCAACUGGGUGCUUUUAGAGUCCAGAGCGAUUUCUUUCUUUUUUUUCUCCCCCAUUUUAAUUUCCCCUUUGGGAUGUAGUAAAAAAUAUUCCAUGUACAUUGGAAUUUUGUUUUUUAAAUCGUCUAUUUUAGAUUUUGAUUGGGUUUUGUUUAUUGUCAGGCUUGACCCCCAAAUAAAGAGUCAAGUCUUUUAUUUGGUACAUGUAGUCUUGGCCUGAAAACAUGUUUUGAAAUAUUGUAACAGUAGACUGCUGGUUUAGAUGUAACUUGUUUCAUAUGCUUCCUCUGGCCUCAGUACUUUAUUUUAUUUGCCCUAAAACAGCUCAAGAAUUUAGAUUCUCUCUUUUUGCUUGACCAUCUGAAGUCAUGGAUGUCUUGUUAAUUUAGUUUUAUUUUUAUUUUGUAUUCAACACCUAUGAUAACUUUAAAUUCUCCUGCCCCUAUGUGAAUCAAGUGUAAAUAACCUGGUUCUUGUCUUGCCUGUGAAAUAAAGCUUGAUAAACCAGUUAA
Molecule: messenger RNA, 956 nt
Organism: Carassius gibelio (silver crucian carp)
Lineage: Eukaryota; Metazoa; Chordata; Actinopteri; Cypriniformes; Cyprinidae
Gene: fam32a
Product: family with sequence similarity 32 member A
Exons: 4
Coding region: 103-432 (109 amino acids)
Cellular component (GO): nucleolus
Source: RefSeq, a predicted model, not a curated record